AUGUCCCUUCAAGCAAUCAAGUUUGAUAGAAGUCUCAAGACCUUACAGAUCUUGGACCAGUUGCUCCUUCCAUACUCAACUUCAUAUAUUGAGAUCACCUCCAUCGAAGAUGCUUACCAAGCGAUCAAGAAAAUGCAAGUCAGAGGUGCCCCAGCUAUCGCUAUUGUAGGGGCCUUUGCCAUCGUAGUCCAGCUCAACAAGUUGGAAAACAUCACCGUAAAGGACUUACUUGCAUCCAUUGACUAUUUGGUGGAAUCAAGACCAACUGCUGUCAAUCUUUCCAAUGCAUGCAAUGACAUCAAAGAUUUACUCACUUCUACCUUCUCCACAUCUGAUGUGGCUGGACAACAAGUGUUGGACACUGUCUUCAAAUACGCUGUCGAUUUGUAUGAUGCAGACUUGAGUAACAAUUUUAAGAUUGGUGAAAAUGGAUUGAACUAUAUCACCGAAACUCUUCGCUCUCAAAACUUUAAGGGUCCAUUCUCAAUUAUGACUAUCUGUAACACUGGAUCUUUAGCCACUUCUGGUCAUGGUACCGCUUUGGGUAUAAUCAGAACCACUUUCCAGAACUUGACCAAAGAGAAAAGUCUGGAAGAUUUUUGGUUUGAAAAAGUAUAUCCAUGUGAGACUAGACCUUACAACCAAGGUGCAAAGUUGACUACAUACGAGUUAGAUUAUGAAAAGAUUACAUUUUCUCUUAUUUGUGACAACAUGGCCACAUCUUUAAUUUCUACUUUGAAUUCUACAGAUGGAUCUAUUAGAAACCUGCUGGCACCAGUAAAAUUCAUCAUUGUUGGUGCUGACAGAAUUGUCAAGAAUGGUGACUCAGCAAACAAGAUUGGAACAUUCCAAUUGGCAGCUAUUGCUGAUUUCUUUAACAAAAGAAAUGCCGAGCAAAUCAAAUUCAUUGUUGCUGCUCCAAGAACUACCAUCGACUUGAAGACUGAAACUGGUGCAGACAUUGUUAUUGAAGAAAGGCCAAGCAACGAAUUAACAACUCUCAAUGCCCCAGUUCUUGAUGUCAAUGGUACAGCUGGUGAAAAGUUAACUGUUGGGAUCGCUACACCAGGAAUCGACGUAUGGAAUCCAGCUUUUGAUAUUGCUCCUCAUGAUCUAAUUGAUAGUAUUGUCACUGAAGAUACUAAGGUUUACAUUAAGGAUUCUGAAGGAAACUUCAAGUUAGAUUAA
Molecule: messenger RNA, 1188 nt
Organism: [Candida] anglica
Lineage: Eukaryota; Fungi; Ascomycota; Pichiomycetes; Serinales; Debaryomycetaceae
Source: the annotation of a GenBank genome assembly